Molecule: messenger RNA, 1790 nt
Organism: Monascus purpureus
Lineage: Eukaryota; Fungi; Ascomycota; Eurotiomycetes; Eurotiales; Aspergillaceae
Source: the annotation of a GenBank genome assembly
UUUUAGUGUGUCAGGCCAAGCGAGGGCGGUCUAAUAUGGCAGAACGCACGUGACCUCUAACACAAACAACCAUUUCAUUUUCAAGUUCACUUCAAUAGUAUCAUUAUCAUAUUGUUUGGAGUCUAUCUCUGUUGUUUCCUUUUGUUUUUGUUGUUUUUGUUAUUGUAUCAAAGCACCAACACUACCUUGACGCUCCGAAUCCCUCGAUCAUGACCCAGUUCCCUUUACACGGAGCAUCGCAUGUACACGGGAAGUCCUCUUUUACUUAUAGCUUUGUUGAAAUCUGAUAUGAAUAUGGUUAGGAUGCUCGGUAUGGAAUAAUGAUAUUCCAUUAGUCAGGGGCUUGCCUAGUUAUAAGUCGCAUGUAUCUAUCAUUGUUUUGUCCCCCAACUAAGUCAAUGAGUUCGCUCGCUCAGUCAAGUUAACUACUUAGUUCUCUUUAUUCUGUGUCAAUUCCCCUGACCAAGCGUAGGAUUCGCUACAAAAUCAAAACUUCAUUUCUUUUUCUACUGGGCAUGAGUAAUUUGAAAGCGGUUAAUCUGUCACUAUCGUCGAGCUACCUGCACAAAAUAGAGGAGGUGAACAGACCAGUACCCUCAGAAGGUGGUGGCAUCCAGAAGGGGAAAAGCUUCCCUGAUGGUAGUAUAAAAAUCCUAUAUAGUGGCAUAUGCAUUGUACGCCGCCUAUCUUAUCGAGUCCUGACGCGACCCUCGAACCGCCGCGUCGCAAUCACUAUUAUCCAAAGACGCCAGUGUAACUCUAUUUCCUCUUUUCUUUCCCCUCUUUUCUUCUAGUCUUACAUUAUAACCCAAAGCGGUCCUUUUUUUUAUUUACAAAAAAGACCACCCAUAAUGCCGCCGCGAAAAUCGACUUCCGCGGAAUCAGACGAGACUCCACAGACGCAAACUCAGACUGCAACAGAACAGCAGCUUAAGGCGCGGGCAGAAGGGGGCGUUAGUGUUGAGGAUUACCUCCUCCCGCGCUCCUUGACGCUCCGACUCGCAAAGUCUGUUCUGCCCCCGAAUACAUCGAUACAGAAAGAUGCGGUGCUAGCAAUCCAGAAAGCAGCAACGGUGUUCGUCAGUUAUCUCUCGUCUCAUGCCAACGAAGCAACCCUGAAACGAAUGGUAGCGCCAUCAGACGUCCUUACCGCACUUUCAGAGAUAGAAUUCGAUUCGUUCCGUCCUCGACUUGAGAAGGAAUUACAAGCCCAUACGGAUCUCAAGGCUGGGAAGAGAAAGGGGAAGAAAGACGCUGCAGAUGCUGCAGCUAAUAGGACCGGGACGACGAGCACAAUGGCAAACGCGCAAGAAGAGGCGGAGGUAGAAGAGGAAGAAGAGACAGUCCAUGAUGCGAAGAGGGUUAAACGGGCUGAGGAUAUUGAGGAUACUGAAGUAGGGGGUGAUGCUGAUGAUGAUGACGAGACGCAAGGAGCUCAGGAUGAUGAUGUGGAUGAGGACGAGGAAGAGGAAGAAGAUGAUGAUGACGAAGAAGGGGAUGAGGAAGAGGAAGAAGAGGGAGAUGGACACGAUCUCGAUAUGGAUGCUGAUGUUGACCGGGUUGAGGAUCUCGAUGCCGACUCGCGGAGUAGAAAGAGGAGUACGAAGAGCGUGAUGGAUCCUGAUGGAGCUGAUGAUAGUAGCGAUGAUGGCAGUGAUGAUGAUAGUGGGCCAGGUAGUUGAGAGAAAAGUCGAUGCAAGCACUAUUGGAUUAUAGAUGAUACGCCUACAUGAUAGUAUUGAUGACUGGAAGGGUUGUACGAGAGCACUCUAUUGAGAUACAUCAAAAAC